Molecule: messenger RNA, 1216 nt
Organism: Pundamilia nyererei
Lineage: Eukaryota; Metazoa; Chordata; Actinopteri; Cichliformes; Cichlidae
Exons: 4
Coding region: 40-978 (312 amino acids)
Source: RefSeq, a predicted model, not a curated record
ACAGCAACACAGACGGAAUGGCUGGUUUGGAGGUUGAAGAUGAACUAUGACUUUAUGACGACAACAAAAUGUUCAGGGAGAUGGAGGACGAGAUAUGCCUCGGCUGUAAGGUGUCUUUCAGCGCAUCAUGCGCUGAAGCCCCUGGUUGCCAGUCUGGUCCUGCUGGUUGUGGUGAUAUAUGGUCUGGGCGACAAACUCAGAAACUUUGUGGCUUCCAUUUUUAUCCCUCAGUAUCGCUACCCGUAUCCUGUGGCCCUCAGCUUUGCCCAGGUUCUGGUGUCUCUCUUAUUCUUAAAUCUCCUGCAUGCCCUGGAUCUGGUGCAUCUAAGGAGUUAUUCAAGGUCCCUGGGUGAGAGGAUGCUGCCGUCUGCUAUCUGUAGCAGCAUUCAAGCAGUGCUGACCAUGUGGGCCAGAGCCAGCAGCUCAUCUUCCAACCUCUUCGUCCUCAUGGUGCUUCUGCUGCCCCUGGUGACUGUGGCCUUUAGUUUUGCCUUGAGGCUGGCAUCCCCACCAGCAAGCCACAUCACUGCUCUGACUUUCAUCAUCAGUGGGACCUCUGUGAUCAUCACAGCAUCUGAGGGUCUCUUAAGUAUUGUGCCUCUGGAGUAUAUAUAUGGACCUCUGGCUUUAAUCCUGCACAGCCUGUCUCUGACUUGGCUUGCUAAAGUGUCUGAGAUGGAGCGCAGCCACCCUCCAGAUUCCCAAGCCUCUGUUUUUGACAUCUACUAUACACAGCUGGUGAACCAGAGCUGGGUGUUGGGCCUCCUGUGGUGUCUGCACCCAGAGCGUCCCUGGCAUGUGUUGAGUCAGGCCAACUGGCGCAGCCUGCUCUUCCAUGGAUACCUGCUCGCUAUUCUCCUGCUGGGAAUGGUGCUGAGCUUCCUGGUCGGUGUAGUGGCUCUUUGUGUCUCACCCCUUGCUGCUGCACUGCUCCACUCAGCGAGGUACAUAGUUCAGCCAUUUUUUCAGCUUCUGUAAAGGACUAAAAGAUUUAGUAGGUCGUCUUGCAUUCCACUGACCCUAACCAAAGUGUUAUACCUGUAGAUACUAGCUUUAUUCAUCCCUUAUCAGUCAAUAUCCACUCACAUUACAAAGUUAUAAAAGACAAAAUGCAGGCUAUGGUGGCACACUAACGAUAUACGGUUAGUAAUUAUGUGUCAUCACAAGUUUUUAUCUUAUUCUUUUAAUAUGUUAUUAAGACGAUACAUGCCCUAGC